AUGGCCGACCUCCCGACCACCUUUGACGAACCCGUCCAUAUUGCCGUGAUUGGCGGUACCGGUCUCCAAAACCUCGCAGGAUAUGUCCCCGUCGCCCUCCUGAACCCUAAGACGCCCUGGGGCUAUCCCUCCGCGCCAAUCAACAUCCUAAAGCACAACGGUGUCCCCAUUGCCUUCUUGUCCCGGCACGGCAAGCACCACGAGAUCGCACCGCAUGAAGUGCCUUCGAGGGCGAAUAUCGCGGCGCUGAGACAUAUCGGCGUGAGGACUAUAAUUGCGUUCAGUGCAGUGGGGAGUUUGCAGGAGGAGAUCAAGCCGAGGGAUUUCGUGGUCCCGGAUCAGAUUAUUGAUCGUACAAAGGGUAUAAGGCCAUUUACCUUCUUUGAGAAGGGAGUGGUCGGGCAUGUAGGGUUUGCGGAUCCAUUCGACGAGAAGAUCGCGAAGGUUGUAAGAGAGUGUGGUCACGCUCUUGCAGGAGAUGGAGUCGUUUUGCAUGAUAAAGGAACUGUCGUCUGUAUGGAGGGACCCCAAUUCUCCACACGCGCCGAGUCAAAUCUCUACCGUUCCUGGGGCGGCUCCGUUAUUAACAUGUCUGCGCUUCCCGAAGCCAAACUCGCUCGAGAAGCAGAGAUGGUCUAUCAAAUGAUCUGCAUGGCUACCGAUUACGACUGCUGGCACUCCAGUGCUGAAGAUGUCGAUGUCGAGAUGGUGAUGGGUCACAUGAAUGCUAACUCUGCCAAUGCAAAGUCGCUGGUUGGAGCAGUGCUUGAUAAAUUGAGCAAGGAGGAGCAUAGCGAUAUGGUUAUGGGGAAGCAUUGGGAGGGCAUGAGUUCAGGCAUGAUCAAGUUUAUGACGAAGAAGGAAGGGAGAGGGGCAGAGGGCGUAAAGAAUGUGGAGUAUUUGUUUCCGGGCGUCUUUGACUAG
Amorphotheca resinae ATCC 22711 is the source of this 924-nucleotide messenger RNA. RefSeq lists its product as hypothetical. Bases 1 to 924 code for a protein of 307 amino acids. Gene Ontology annotation, cellular component: cytosol. Gene Ontology annotation, biological process: nucleoside metabolic process. The transcript is spliced from 4 exons. Lineage: Eukaryota; Fungi; Ascomycota; Leotiomycetes; Helotiales; Amorphothecaceae. The record is from RefSeq and is a predicted model, not a curated record. Gene Ontology annotation, molecular function: S-methyl-5-thioadenosine phosphorylase activity.